Molecule: messenger RNA, 1244 nt
Organism: Erinaceus europaeus (western European hedgehog)
Lineage: Eukaryota; Metazoa; Chordata; Mammalia; Eulipotyphla; Erinaceidae
Gene: MRM2
Product: mitochondrial rRNA methyltransferase 2
Exons: 3
Coding region: 31-771 (246 amino acids)
Biological process (GO): RNA methylation
Cellular component (GO): mitochondrion
Molecular function (GO): rRNA (uridine-2'-O-ribose)-methyltransferase activity
Source: RefSeq, a predicted model, not a curated record
CCGGAAGUGGCAGGAACUUCCGGUAGCGCCAUGACUGGGCCCUGGAAGCUGGCGUGCGCGCUCCUCCCUUGGCGGGGCCUCCACGGCUCGGGCCAGCUCUGCAGGGCCCGCUCCGGCGCCGAUCACCAGUGGCUGGCCCGCCACCUCCGGGACCCGUUCGUGAAGGCCGCCAAGGCCGAGUGCUACCGCUGCAGGAGCGCCUUCAAGCUCCUGGCGCUGGACGACAAGUACCAGCUGCUGCGGCCCGGCCUCCGGGUGCUGGACUGCGGGGCGGCUCCCGGAGCCUGGAGCCAAGUGGCUGUGCAGAGGGUCAAUGCUGCGGGCGCAGACUCAGGGGCCGCCAUAGGCUCUGUGCUUGGGGUAGACCUGCUGCACAUCUCUCCCCUGAAGGGAGCAACAUUUCUGUGCCCCGCUGACGUCACAGACCCAAGCACCUUCCAGAGAAUCCGAGAGCUGCUGCCCGGCGGGAGAGCAGACGUGCUUCUGAGCGACAUGGCGCCCAACGCCACAGGGAUCCGGCAGCUGGACCACGACAAGCUCAUCAGCCUGUGCCUGACCCUGCUGGCCCAGGCCCCUACCAUCCUGUGCUGCGGGGGCACCUUCCUCUUCAAAACCUGGGCAGGCAGCCAGAGCCAGUGGCUGCAGAAGCAGCUGGCAGAGGACUUCCGGAGCGUGCGUGUGGUCAAGCCUGCGGCCAGCAGGAAGGACUCGGCAGAGUUGUAUUUCUUGGCCACCCAGUACCGAAGAGGGAAGGACUCUGGGAAGGGCUGAGCCUCCUGCCAGUUCUGGUUCUUCUUCAAUGGAAGCAGCCGGCUGGGCCUGGGGGAUGCCGGGCAGGACAGGGGCGGCCUUUGUGGCCUGAGUGGGGAGGAUGAGACGGUGUUUGCUCAGUGGCCACGUGGCUGACGUGACUUGUGAAGAAGCCGGGAGAAAGACAGACGGAAGGAUGCAGGGCAGAGCGAGCCGGCCCUCAGAGAGAAGCAGGGGGGACCGAGGGCUUCCCAUGGCGGUUCUGUCCUGUGUGAUGCAUUUGGGGACUCACCUCCAGCCAGGAGCCUUCCCGGAUCUGCUGGGGGAGGACCUGUGGCAGGGUUAUGCCUCCAGUGGCGCUGUGCCCUCGUGUCUUAGUGCUCCAGGCUCCCGAGAGCCUCAUAAAGGCAGCUAAGCAGAUGACGCAUGGCAGCUCCUUUCUCUCGGACCCACCCAGGAACUCUGGCCCAGGAGUCAGAGCCUGCUAUUUCAAG